Sardina pilchardus (European sardine) is the source of this 930-nucleotide messenger RNA. RefSeq lists its product as uncharacterized. The record is from RefSeq and is a predicted model, not a curated record. The transcript has 8 exons. Lineage: Eukaryota; Metazoa; Chordata; Actinopteri; Clupeiformes; Clupeidae. Bases 6 to 722 code for a protein of 238 amino acids.
AGUACAUGUCCACACGGUGUCUUUAUUCUGACUUACAGAGUAAUCUGAGAUUUCACGUGCCUUCUGCCAUGAUCCUGCUGGUGGUGUGUGCGUUGGCUGCCAUUUCUUCGGCACAAAGAAAACCUCUGCCUGAACUGAUCAAGCCGCCAAUGAAGCCAUAUGUGCAACACAUCAAGUGCUGGACAGACUGGAUGGACCGUGACGACCCAACCGGAACUGGAGACUGGGAGACUGUCAGUAACCUGCAGACGGAGCAACCCAAGACCAUGUGCCCCGACCCCACCGCCAUCGAGGUGGCGACCGUGGAUGGCAUUAGCCUGGCUGAUGCAGGCAAUGUGUUUUAUGCGAAUGAUCACAUCACUGGCCUCGUCUGUAAGAAUGCAGAUCAGAAGAAAUGUUUCUGCCGGGACUAUAAAGUCCGUUUUGUCUGCCACCCUCCAUUCUGUGGCACUGAGAAAAUGUGCUGGACAAAAUGGUACGACCGUGACAAUCCCUCCGCAACCGGUGACUGGGAGCUGCUCAUCAACCUGCGUGCUGAGAACCCUGGAGAGAUCUGCGCCACUCCCAUCGCCAUUGAGAGCAGAACUGUGGACACAAACACGCCUGCAACCAUGACAGGCCAAGACUUCAUUCACUACUCUCCGACAACUGGGUUUGCCUGCAGAAACGGGCCCGAUCAAUACUGCCGGGACUACAAAGUCCGCUUUGGGUGUCCUUGUUGAGUAAGAACUGGUUGUUGGAAGUACGACUCUUCCACUGAAGACCCGAGGGCUUGAUAGGCCAUCGGUGCAUUAAAGUGGACUUCUCACAGUAGUGCAGUGAUGUGAGUUGAUAAGAUGUAUUUCUGCUCCAGCAAUAACUGGUGUUGACUUGAUCAUUGAAAAGUCAGCAAGCAUGUGAAGCAAAAAUAAAAGUAGCAUGGGGAAAAAA